Messenger RNA from Spea bombifrons (plains spadefoot toad), 1275 nucleotides. Its product is annotated as oxalate decarboxylase OxdC-like. The transcript is spliced from 10 exons. Gene Ontology annotation, cellular component: Golgi apparatus; plasma membrane. The coding region runs from base 1 to 1275 and encodes 424 amino acids. Gene Ontology annotation, biological process: activation of protein kinase B activity. The record is from RefSeq and is a predicted model, not a curated record. NCBI's taxonomy places the organism in Eukaryota, Metazoa, Chordata, Amphibia, Anura, Pelobatidae.
AUGUUCCAGGUUAGUCAGCAAUGGCAACCAAACAACUGUGAACUUCAAGAUGAAAGCAGUCAUGAAGAGAGAUACUGGCAAGGAUGUAAAACCUUUAUCAUUUGUCUCACGACCAGCACUAUCAUCACCGCCAUAGGAAUAGCCAUAAUUUCGGCUAUUUUCAUUGGACGUCUGCCACCAAAAGCUGUUAAUUCAGAAACUCCAGCCCCCCAGCACCCGUACACUCCUACCACCCAACCACCCGCUGCAGAAAUCGCUAAAAAUGUAGAUGUUACAUUCCAGUAUGUGAUGCACCUCUGGAAAUCUCAGGUGGAGGAAUUUGAAGGAGGAGACCUGCGAUGUGCAAGAUACAGAAUGAAGGACAGUGAUUACGCGAGUGAAGAAGCUAGACUGUUUGGUGCAAGCAUUCACGAACACCAGUCACAAAUAUCUCUGUGUAUCUUGCGUAUAAAACGUGGGGGCUUGCGCGUUCCCCACUGGAACUUACAGGCAAACACUCAUGGUUUUGUUUCCCAGGGGACCGUAUGGAUAGGGGUAAUGCAUGAAAACGGAGAGCCAGCUAUCACAUACAAUGUGACUUGUGGUCAGAUCUUCUUCAUACCCCGAAAUAACCUUCACUGGAUAAAGAACAUUGGGGACGUGGAGUCGGUUAUUGUGCUCUUUUUCUCUACACACAAUGAGUUUUUCACGGCUGAAGUAGAUCUCCUUUUUUCAUCGACUCCUGAAGACAUAUUGACAAGAACGCUUAACCCAAAAGCUGGAGUUGACUUUAUCAGAGGUUUCAGGCAUGAAAAACAAGGAAAUAUAAUUAAUCUUCCCCAAAACCUAACAGAGCCAGCGACACGCCGGUACCCACAAUCAGAAAAUAAGUUGGUCUGGAAGUAUUUUUAUGAUCUUGAAGGUGCAAGAAAAUUAGUCUACAAUGGAGGUGAAAUUACCUGGGCAGGUUUCUACAAAAACAAUACUGGAAGAAAGGAAAGCGAAGUUGUAUAUGGAGAGUCUUUAUCCUCGCAUCCAGAUACUUUGAGCCUGGGGGUACUUAGACUGCGCCCCUUUGAUCUGUGGCUACCACACUACCACUUGAAUGCCCACGAGAUGGGAUACGUGCUCAGAGGCUGUGGAAAGGUGGGGUUAAUCAAUGAAGAAGCCGUUGAGCUUGAUAUUGGCAUCGGAGACGUUGUGUAUUUUCCCAUAGGAACCCAGCAUUACGUAAAAAACACAUGUGAGGAAGACUUGAUUUUAAUUCGAGCCUUUAGCAUCUCAGUUGAAAGAUGA